Molecule: messenger RNA, 1851 nt
Organism: Penicillium alfredii
Lineage: Eukaryota; Fungi; Ascomycota; Eurotiomycetes; Eurotiales; Aspergillaceae
Gene: cdcA
Product: phosphoprotein phosphatase CDC14
Exons: 3
Coding region: 1-1851 (616 amino acids)
Biological process (GO): positive regulation of cytokinesis; regulation of exit from mitosis; microtubule cytoskeleton organization
Cellular component (GO): mitotic spindle midzone; spindle pole; centrosome
Molecular function (GO): protein tyrosine/serine/threonine phosphatase activity; protein serine/threonine phosphatase activity
Source: RefSeq, a predicted model, not a curated record
AUGUCAACUGAUUCUGGCCAUGGCGGCCAGGUGAUUGAAUACAUUCAAGACCGCCUUUACCUCGCGUCCUAUGACUCUGCCCCCAGCUCGAGAACACCAUUUCCCUACCAGCUGGACCAGCCGAAAUCUCCUAGCAAGCGCUCAGCUCGAGCUCAGCCCACCACGCCGAAUGGCAAGCGGCGGUCCCCGGUGUAUUUCACCGUCGAUGAUACCCUUCUCUACAAUGCCUUCCACGCCGAUUUCGGCCCUCUCCAUAUCGGCCACCUGUACCGAUUCGCUGUGCUCUUCCAUGAGAUCCUCGGCGACCCCGCCAACAGUGAUCGUCCCGUCGUUUUCUACAGCAAGACGGAUGCCCGCAGUCGCGCGAACGCGGCCUGCCUCGUGGCAUGCUAUAUGGUUUUGAUCCAAUCCUGGCCCCCUCACCUGGCUCUGGCGCCCAUUGCACAGGCAGAUCCCCCCUACAUGCCAUUCCGCGACGCCGGAUACAGCCAGGCGGACUUUAUCUUGAACAUCCAGGAUGUGGUGUAUGGCGUCUGGAGGGCCAAGGAGGAGUCCCUGUGCGGGCUGCGGGAGUUCAACUUGGAGGAAUACGAGAAGUUUGAGCGUGUUGACAUGGGCGACUUCAACUGGGUUACGCCCCAUUUCCUCGCCUUUGCAUCUCCCCAACAUCAGCCAGUUGCGCCCAUUCCCAUGAACACCCCUGAGUACAACGCCCUGCCCUCGACGAUCUCCGAAGUCUGCUCGUCCAAGCUACCCCUUCCUUUCAAGAAUGUCCUGGCACACUUUUCCUCCCGCAACGUGGGUCUCGUGGUGCGAUUGAACUCGGAACUCUACUGUCCAUCCUACUUCACGGCCAUGGGUAUUGCCCAUCUCGAUAUGAUUUUUGAGGACGGGACAUGUCCGACAUUGCAAAUGGUGCGGCGGUUCAUCAAGAUUGCCCACGAGAUGAUCACGGUCAAGAACAAGGGGAUCGCGGUUCACUGCAAGGCGGGCUUGGGCCGUACGGGCUGCUUGAUCGGAGCUUAUCUCAUCUACCGAUUUGGCUUCACCGCGAACGAGGUUAUUGCAUUCAUGCGAUUCAUGCGACCCGGCAUGGUGGUUGGGCCCCAGCAGCACUGGCUGCACCUCAACCAGGGCUCUUUCCGCGAGUGGUGGUUUGAGGACAGCAUGAGGGAGAAGCUGGCUCAGUCUGCACCUGUCACGCCAGCCCGCGUUUCGGCCAAGAAGCGCCCCAGCAAUGGCCCGGUGGCCACGCCGCCCAACAACAGCCAUUCGAAGCGUGCCGCCCUCGGUGAAAUCGAUCACAAUGAGGGUGCUGCGGGUUAUGCCGAGGAGAACCUCCCUGCACCGACUCCCGGUCAACCUCGCAAGUCUCACCGCAAGGAUUCGCGGCAUCACCCCUACGCUCGCACCGCUUCCGGGCACCUUGCCUUGGAAAGCGAGACAACCAAGCACGGAGAGCAACGUAGUCACCGUUCUCACCGACAGAGCAACGAGAGCAGUGAGAGUGACGAGGAGAUCCAGCUCCGCAUGCGGGCUAAGCGAACGUCCCGAUCCCCCGUGGCGUCUCCCUCGUCGCGCUCCAUCAGCUACUCUGCCACUGUCACGGCAAGCUACACCCUCGCAGAUGGCAUCCAUGAAGACCGCGAGAACUGGGUCGACAACGCAACCCCCAAGACCCCGGUCAGCCGGAAGAGCGGCGGCGGCGCUAUCUCAGUGAACAAGUCUCGCUCCAGUCCUCGUCGAGUGACCGACAGUACCCGCAGUGAAUCUCGCGGCGUCCGCAAAGCCAGCAACCGGGUCGGCAGCACAUCAACCAGUCCCUCUCGGGCAACUCGAGUCGUUCAGUAA